AUGGAGGAUCAUGCAACUGGCCAGGAGAAGCACAUCCCAUCAGGCUAUCCCCUUCAGAUACCAGUCGAUGACGGAUCGGAUGAGCCUGUUUCUGAAACAUCUGACGCUAAGAGCACCCCAACUACGGAAGAUGCCACAGCACCUUUAGUGGAGGAAGGAGACCACGAGGAUCAGGGUGGUGUCGAACAGCACGGGGAGAUCCCAGAAGGAACCACAGCUGAAGAGGCAGGCGUAGGAGCCACCCCCAACCUGGAGGACCACGCUGCGGGCGAUGCUGCUCAAGGGGAGCCAAGCUCUCCAAAGCUACGGCCUGGCCCUGCGGAGCGUGGGGGAGAUGCCACAAAAAGAGAAAGCCAGCCCACACAGCAGGGAGCUACAACAGCAGCUCCCACCAGAAUCGAGGUCACCAUCCCCAUACCCCUGGACAUGUACCAAGACUCCAGACCCUCUGAAGACAGCGAUGAGUUGUGGGAUCGCGGAGGCGGAGAAGGCAUUGGGGUGGGCACAGCGCUGGGAAGAGAGCCGGGUCGUGAUGUGCACCCCGGGGGCUCAGCAGGAGUGGGUGUCAGGGAUGACGCCCCUAUUAGGGACGGGCCAUCUCCUUUAUACACCAGAGCCCCAUUAAAAGAAGAUGCCGGUGGCCGGGAGAGAGAUGAGGACCGUGAUAUUGAUGAAGCUUCUGAGCAGGAUUUGCUCUCCCUGGUGGGUCAGCAUGUUUCGCCAGGACCCAAAAUUGCCUUGUGUCCCGCGACAGCCAAGGAAACUCUUGAAGAAUAUGCCUUUGGGGAAGACAAAUCCGCAGGUGUCCUCAGGGACAUCCCAAGAGAAACACUUGUUGAAACUGAAUCACAUAAAGCAGGAGAGGACCAAGAGGGGAGGAGACAUCCAUUGGUGGGGGAAGAAGAUACAGGUGUCACCCCUUCAGAGCCUUCUGAAGUCGCCCCCCAAAAAGAAGCCGAGCCCAGGGAGGGAGAAGACUCGGGACCUUUGCUAGAAACAGCCAAAUGCCCCGCUGAGUUGAGAGACGAUGUGGAAGACAAAGAUGCUCCUUCAUCAGAGGCUGUGCCAGAUGCCGGAGGACGUCGGAUGCCCAAGAAGAAACCUCCCGGCCAUGUUUCAGAUAAAGCCGUCAGCCGCGUCCCUCUCCUAAAAGGUCGUAUUGACAGCAAAGACAAGGAAGGGGCUGAAGCUGAGGAAAAGAAACUGAAGAAAUCCUCACCUUCCACUGCCAAACCCCCAGGCGAUAGAGCCUCCAUCCCCCCCCAACGACACACCUCCUCUAGCACAACCCCUUCGAAAACACCCUCCAGCCCUGCUUCCACCUCUAAACGAGUCUCUUCUGUCACAUCCCGACCUGGCACUAUGGGAACACAAGGGACGAAAGCCAAG
Messenger RNA from Eurypyga helias (sunbittern), 1389 nucleotides. RefSeq names its product microtubule-associated protein tau-like. The record is from RefSeq and is a predicted model, not a curated record. The transcript has 7 exons. The annotation marks the transcript as partial. NCBI's taxonomy places the organism in Eukaryota, Metazoa, Chordata, Aves, Eurypygiformes, Eurypygidae.